Molecule: messenger RNA, 1684 nt
Organism: Limulus polyphemus (Atlantic horseshoe crab)
Lineage: Eukaryota; Metazoa; Arthropoda; Merostomata; Xiphosura; Limulidae
Product: RING finger protein 121-like
Exons: 8
Coding region: 80-1075 (331 amino acids)
Cellular component (GO): endoplasmic reticulum membrane; Golgi membrane
Molecular function (GO): metal ion binding; ubiquitin protein ligase activity
Source: RefSeq, a predicted model, not a curated record
GUAAUAUGACGCUGUAUAGUGAGCUUUAAGUUUAAUAGCAGAGUUAGCUUUUGUAAAGAGUACAUGUAGUUUAUCCAACAUGGCAAAUAGGUUUGGUCAUAAUCAUCUCCAUGCGCAUGGUGGUUUUCUGAAAGAAGAUUUAUUAAAUGAGAGUAUUGACCUUUCUCAGCUUUCAGAAGAUGAAAGGUGGAGGAUUGAACAUCAAAGACUCCAUGCCAGACACCGUGGACAUGAGACUAUGCAUGCAUGGAUGGUUCUUAUUCUUAUCACAGCUGUAGUGGUUGCUCAGUUGAUUCUUGUUGAGUGGAAAAAAAGGCAUUACAGGUCCUAUCAGAGGGUGUCUCUGUUGGGUAUGUGGAUCAUUCCUGUCUUAGUUAGCCUUCGUAACCAUUGGUGGCGUUUCAUUAUCAUUUGGGCAAUUUUUACAAUAUUAACAUGUAUUGUAGUUAGCCGAGGUUUGCAGAAACCCAUAUCUGGACGGACACCAAGGUUGGUGUAUAAGUGGUUUUAUCUUAUAUACAUGAUAAGUUAUGGACUUGGAGUAUUAGGCUAUGUUGUUGUUAUGCUAACACUGCUUGGAGUGAACCUCAUGUUUCGAGCUCAACCUCAAACCUGGCUGGACUGUGGACUUAUGUGUCUUUUCUAUGGACUUUACUAUGGUGUUUUGGGCAGAGAUAUAGCUGAAAUUAUAACUGAUAAAAUGGCUGCAACUGUUGGAUACUAUACACCAACUGGAAUUCCAGUCCGUCAGUUAGAACCAAAUGUCUGUGCAGUUUGUGGGAAUAAAAUCCUUGUGCAAAACAAUUCGGAGGCCAUUGUAGAGAAAACCUACAAGUUGGCUUGUGAACAUAUUUUUCAUGAAUUUUGUAUUCGAGGCUGGUGCAUUGUGGGAAAGAAACAGACAUGUCCGUACUGCAAGGAAAAAGUAGAUUUGAAAAGGAUGUUCUGUAACCCAUGGGAAAAACCUCACGUCUUCUAUGGAAAUUUUUUAGACUUUAUACGUUAUUUAGUUGCAUGGCAACCACUUAUCAUAGCAGGAGUACAAUUCAUUAAUUAUAUGUUGGGUCUUGAAUGAAUAGACAUAUAUUAAACUUCCAAAGUUAGUUAAUUAAAUCUAAAAUGUGUGCAUUGAUUAUAAUAGGAAAUUCUUAAAGUAUGUUUGUCAUUUGUAUUCCUAAUUUCAGUUCUGUUCUUUGUUGUAAAUGAAGCUGUAUUAUCACACAGAACCUAAAAUUAUUUUUAUGUUUCAAUUUUUAGAGGUGUUUUAACUGCAUUAAAUUAUUUCUGUCAAACUAUUUCAUCCUACUAAAUUUUAGGUGCUUGGAUUGAAUUUGUAUAAUGUAAGAAAUAAGUUAAAAGUAGAAGGAUAUAAGGGUUUAUUUAAACUUGUAAACAUUUGUUUUUCUUAUUAUUUUGAGGGAAGUAUGCCUUUAAGUUUCUAUUUCUUUUAUAACUAUUUCAGUAAAGAUUUACCUUUAUUUUAUUUUUCAAUGAAACCCAACUAAUGCAGGAAAGUAACUUGUAUAUUGGAGAUGCUUAGUACAAAAUAUUUCCUUUUUUUUCUGUUAUGCUCAUCCCCCCCUUCUUAAAAGUUGGGUAACUUUAUAUAUUAAGGUGAAUUAUAUAUACCAAAAUUUUCUCUUUUGCAUCUUGUGACAGAAUUUAAUAAAAUUUGGAAAGACUA